Messenger RNA from Lobosporangium transversale, 1320 nucleotides. RefSeq lists its product as hypothetical. Bases 1 to 1320 code for a protein of 439 amino acids. NCBI's taxonomy places the organism in Eukaryota, Fungi, Mortierellomycota, Mortierellomycetes, Mortierellales, Mortierellaceae. The transcript has 5 exons. The record is from RefSeq and is a predicted model, not a curated record.
AUGUCUGAUUCACUAUUAAAUGAUGAGUCUCAAAAGAUUCGGACUCAGCAACUGAAACUUGAAAAAUUGCAUGAAGCCAUGAGACGCUAUCCAGGGUCGAAAUACUUCAUUGAUUAUGAAGAUUGGACCAAAGAAGGUUACUUUAAGUAUCGAUUUGAGUUUGCGUCUAGAAAUCCAUCAGCAGCCGCCAAGCAAUACAAUCAGCUUAUGGACCUUUUUCGGAACUCUGGAUCGACAGCUCACCUUGAGUACGCCUCCAUCAACAAAAUGAAGAUGACCAAAAGAUGGGUUAUGGAUCUAUGUUCAGUACCUGCUGAUGGAGAUCAGAUGGCCAGUGAUACCGAUACCAGCAUUUUGAGUGCCACGAGUGCUGUAACCGCAUCAACGCUUUCCUCAUCCACACUUGACGCUAUGUUGGAGGCAUUUAAUAAUAACUACGAAUCAUAUGAAGGACCCUCUAUGGACCUGCCGAGUGGAAUUGUUUUUGACAAAGCCAUACGCGACAGCGCCAUCGAGCAGAUCAAUCCAAAAAGAUACGACAUUCCAAAAUGGAAGACCGACAUCGUUCUUGGAUACGAAACUGUGCAAUCAAUUUACGAAGCAACUCGCAAUGGAGCUGAUAUCAAGAUCGCAUCAAUUGAAGGCGUGGAAGAAAAAGAGCUCAUUGCAUUCAACAAAAUGAUAUUUGAUUUCAUGACUUCAAUUUACAACUUCUAUGAAGAUAACGGAUCCUGCUUUGAAUUGGAGCGAUCAUUAAAAAACGCUACACGCACUCUAAAUGACCGACAAUCGAGUGGCCACAAGGUUGAUGCAAUCUUUUAUUGCAAAGAAGCCUCACUCCUCGAGAUCGGAGCUGUUGAAGGAGGCAAAAAAGAUGAAGGAUCCUAUGGAACGAAGGUCCUAUCUGAUGGAUUGAAAACUGCCAAGUCACUGAAAGAUAUGCAUGAUUAUGCAUGUACUGAGACCUGUUUAAAUGGUAUUCAACAACAGACAGCUCGUGAAAAAGUUGAGGUGUUUGGGUUCCUUGUCUCUGGAUUAAGAAUUCAAUUCAUAACUUUGAAGCACUUUGGAGGGCGUUUCAUGUAUCUUCAUCGAGAAACGCCACAAUCGAUGCCACGACAACUUGAUGACAAAUCUUUCAGAAAGGUAAAGAAGUUACUGAUUACUUCCUUAGAGAUACGAGAGUAUAUGAGGGAUUUGGUUGAAGGCCUUGUAGAACUGAUAUAUAACCUCAAUGUAAGAAACACCGAUCAAUACAAGUAUGCUCAAACUUUGACCACUCCACCCUCCUCCCCAAAACUCAAGAAAGUAAGAAUUUAA